CGCAAGGUCGAGAGAUCUCCCAAGCUUGGGAUCCUGUUUUGCAGUGUCGCUUUGGCCCUGGAGUUGCAAACACCAAGAAAGACGCCAUGGGCCAACAAAAUUUUUUGAUUUUAUCGUUGGCUUGUUUUUUGUUCAAGCUAAUAAUUGCAGCUCCGAAUGUUUUUAGCAAUCCAGCUCAGCUUCCAGCCAAUUUUAUUCCAGUUCCUUCAGAGGGAAGCAGCCUCACCAGAUACACCAGUCAAUUCCCUCAACUCAGGGAAAAAAGAUAUGCACCCGGCUCUGGAUGUGAAAAUGCAAGUGAAUUCACUUGCUUUUCUGGGGAGUGCGUGCCAUUGGCUUCAACGUGCGAUGGUAUUCAAGACUGCAGCGAUUGGAGCGACGAGACUUACUCCCUUUGCAGAAUUUCUCAGUGUCCAAAUUAUGCAUUCCGAUGCAGCUACGGCGGUUGCAUAGAAAGGGAACGUGCUUGCGAUGGGAACAUGGACUGCUGGGACAAUUCAGAUGAACUUCUUCCAAGACGUCAGUGCGUUUCAACGCCUCAACCUCAGGACCUGGCAUUUAAGCAGCAAUGUGAAAGUGAUGGAUAUCAUUUUGGAUGUCUUGACACUACAAAAACUUGCAUCGAGAAGGAAAGGAUUUGCGACGGCACCCUUGAUUGCCCUGACGGAUCGGAUGAAACUGUGACCCAGUGCAGAGGAUUUAGAUGUCCUGCUGGAUCAUUUCGCUGUCAAUACGGUGGUUGCAUUAGCAAAGAUCUGAGGUGUAAUGGUAACCAAGACUGUGCCGAUAAUUCUGACGAGGAUGACUUCAUUUGCGGCUGCAGGGUGCCCAAAUUUCCUGAAAAGGCUUAUUACAAUGUUCUUGGGUGUCCAGGAAACAAAUUGGGGGAGUUAAAUACCAACGAUCCCAAUAUUUCUGAUAUUUGCAAGGGUCGCCCAGGAGUGUCUCUGGCGCCACCUUACACUGGCAUUCGCAUGUUCUGUGAACAACCCUACGAGCUUCCUGCUGCCAGGACUAAAGGGAAGGAUGCGUCUGCCGUGUCCUAUUGCAUCAAUGGACAUUGGAGGCCGAUUCUGCCUCUUUGCCGAGCGCCACCCCCCAGGCCUCAAGUUGGCACCCCGAGACCGGGAGGCACCAGACCUGGGCCUGCCACCUCCAGACCUGUGCAUUCUUCUGGAGGCCAGCCAUUGGCGCCGCAGCCUAUUGCCUCAACAGCUGCUCCAGUUGCAGCUGGACCUAAGAAGUGCCCGGCUCUAAUUUUGGAAACUGUAGAGCCCGAAUGUAUGUUGCAAGGUCGGAGAGUCACCUGCCUUGACCCUGUUGCCAUUGGCACUGAGGCCAAGCUCAGUUGCAAAGCGUUCCAUUCCGCAGAGCCCGAUUUCACCAAAAUCACGUGCAAAGAAAAUGGCCAAUGGAACAGGGAACCCUUCAAAUGCAAACCUGAAUGUGGAGAGCGCGUGCCAAAGGGCCAACUCUUUGUUGUGCAGGGUCGGGAGGCUGAGGUUGGUCAGUUCCCUUGGCACGCCGGCGUCUACUUCAUCAAGGACCUGAAAUUGCCCGAUCCGCCAAAGUUUUGGUGCGGAGGCUCUUUAAUUAACCGGCACUUGGUCUUGUCUGCCGCCCACUGCUUCUGGGACGAGGUGCAGGGAAAAGCGCGCUCCGCAGAAAACUUCAAAAUCGGUCUUGGAAAAUUCUUCCGCGAUUGGGUGGUUAAAACAGACUACACGCAGCUGAGAGAUGUGCGGCGCAUUGACGUACACCCAGAUUACAGAGGCUUUUCUCGGUCCUACGUUGCUGAUAUUGCGAUUGUCUGGAUCAAAGACUAUGCAGUUUUCACACCUUUUGUUCGGCCGGUCUGCGUUGACUGGCAAAACAGCUUUGAACGGGAGCAGCUUAUUCAAGGAAAUGUUGGACAGGUUGCUGGCUGGGGCAAAGACGGGAAUGGAAGUUUGACAAAUACUCUGCAGUUCCUGGAGGUUCCGUUUGUUGAGUACUCUCAGUGCGAGAAAAUAGUGCCUGCUGAGUUCAAACCACUUAUCACAACAGACAAGAUUUGCGCUGGCUUUACAAAUGGGUCAAGUGUAUGCAAUGGUGAUAGUGGCGGUGGCCUCACCUUUGAAAAGAAUGGCCGCUGGUUUGUGCGUGCCAUUGUCAGCGUGGGACCUGUGAAGCAGGGAGCCGGCACCUGCAACCCCAACCAGGUAACUGCUUACACCAGACUGUCCGUCUACCGAGACUGGGUUGAGGAUAUGCGAGACAGCGAGGCUACGCCAUCGUGAUCAUCUAUAUUGCUGCUAAAAUGGUUUAAUACUCGCUAUGCAUAUUUUUUCUCUUUUUACUUUUUAAUAAAAUAAAAAAUCAUUAUUAAUUAUAGA
Neocloeon triangulifer is the source of this 2375-nucleotide messenger RNA. Its product is annotated as suppressor of tumorigenicity 14 protein homolog. Bases 87 to 2279 code for a protein of 730 amino acids. Lineage: Eukaryota; Metazoa; Arthropoda; Insecta; Ephemeroptera; Baetidae. Gene Ontology annotation, molecular function: protein binding; serine-type endopeptidase activity. Gene Ontology annotation, biological process: proteolysis. The record is from RefSeq and is a predicted model, not a curated record. The transcript is spliced from 13 exons.